AUGACCAGUCUAAUACAUAGCCCCAUUAAUAGGAGGCCAUUACAGAAUGUAGAAGCAAAUAAUAGGUUCUAGAGGAACAAAAACUAUGGAAACAAACACUUCCCUCACUGCCUUGAUCUUGAGAAAAUAACCCUCCUCCCAUGAAGAAAACAUGACAUAGAAAGAAGUAGGGACAAGUUAAAUGUGAGGUUUUCACAAUUGGUAUGCCGGUCGUCACGUAGGCCGCGGAGAGUCGGGCCGCACGCCUGCGCGCUGGGAUGGGUAGGCUCAGAGGGCAUUCCGGAAGCUGGGGCGCGGCGGACUGCGCGGGCGGUGGGACUCCGCUUAGUUUCCGGUGCGGCGAACACCGAAGUCCGGGAACCGAGGCAUUUUCAGGUUUUAGGGUCGUUACGAAGCUGCAGGAGCGAGAUGGAGGUGGACGCACCGGGUGGUGAUGGUCGAGACGGUCCCCGGGAGCGGCGAGGCCAGAGCGAGGCAGGGAGGCAGAGCCUCGCUGUGCGGCCUCAGUCCGGGGCAAACGGGCUGCCUAAACACUCGUACUGGUUGGACCUCUGGCUCUUCAUCCUUUUCGACGCGGUGGUAUUUCUCUUCGUGUAUUUUUUGCCAUGACUCAUUUGGUGAUACCUAUAUUAAGAAGUUCAUUCUUGAGUGAAUUCUGAAAAUGGCUACAAACGUCUUGAAUAAAGAAGACAGGACUCUCAACAGAAGAAUUCCAAAUCUCCAAGGGACCCUUCCUUUCAUUUUAUACUUUGUUACUAAUUUGCAGAACUCUAUUAAAUUGGUAGGAUUUCAUUCAUUCCUCACUAAGUUGUUAAAAUUAAACCCUUUGGUUCAUGUUUAAAAACGUUUGAAACAUCCGAUGGCUUUACAGGGGCUGAAUAGAAAAACAUUUGUACUUAAA
This is a messenger RNA of Saimiri boliviensis boliviensis (Bolivian squirrel monkey), 901 nucleotides long. It is a transcript of the gene ARLN, whose product is annotated as allregulin. The record is from RefSeq and is a predicted model, not a curated record. NCBI's taxonomy places the organism in Eukaryota, Metazoa, Chordata, Mammalia, Primates, Cebidae.